Akanthomyces muscarius is the source of this 594-nucleotide messenger RNA. RefSeq lists its product as uncharacterized. The record is from RefSeq and is a predicted model, not a curated record. Lineage: Eukaryota; Fungi; Ascomycota; Sordariomycetes; Hypocreales; Cordycipitaceae. Bases 1 to 594 code for a protein of 197 amino acids. The transcript has a single exon.
AUGACACCUGCACGCUCAGACAAGACGGCCGUCUCUGAUCCAUCAGCGGACCCUGAAGUGUCCAAAAAGUCACAGACUUAUGACCAGGCCGCCGUUCCUUACCGAGGAGCUCCUCUUCCCAAUGUCCUCGAUGAUCUUGUCCAGCCCGGCAUCAUGGACCUAGAGUGCGAUGAGCGUCUCUGGGUGCCUCAAAGUCCCGGUGUUUGGUUCCGACCGCUGUGUUUCAGCGUCUCUCAGGGCUACUUUGUCAAUAUUCUACGUGUGCGAAAGUCGGGCAUUCUGUCCAGACAUCGUCAUGCCGGCCCUGUCCAUGCCGUCGUUCUCCGCGGACGCUGGCACUAUCUCGAGCAUCCCUGGUGGGCCACCGAGGGCGGCUAUGCCUUCGAGCCCCCGGGUGAUAUUCACACUCUUCACGUUCCCGACGACGUCAAGGAGAUGGCAACGCUGUUCCAUGUCACCGGGGCUUACAUCUAUGUGGACCCUGAUGGCAAUCCUGUCGGCGUCGAGGAUGUUUUUAGCAAGUUGCAGCUGGCGAGGAAGCAUUAUGAGGAGGUCGGUCUAGGGGCUGACUAUGCGAAUCAGUUUGUAAGAUAA